Molecule: messenger RNA, 565 nt
Organism: Xenia sp. Carnegie-2017
Lineage: Eukaryota; Metazoa; Cnidaria; Anthozoa; Malacalcyonacea; Xeniidae
Product: ADP-ribose glycohydrolase OARD1-like
Exons: 3
Coding region: 101-550 (149 amino acids)
Biological process (GO): peptidyl-glutamate ADP-deribosylation
Source: RefSeq, a predicted model, not a curated record
UGCUGUUUUGCAUAUCCUGAAGAUAAUCGGUGUUGUGUGAUUUCUGUUCUUUCUUUAUUUUGCUAUUCCCUGGAAUAAUAGGUGACUAAGAAAACAUUUAAUGGCCGAACAUGUUGGGAAUGGUUGUGAAUUUCGUGAAGUAAAAGGUGAUUUGUUUAAGUGUGACAAAGACUUCUCCCUCGCACAUUGUGUGAGUGCUGAUAUGCAUAUGGGAAAAGGAAUUGCAACGGUAUUUAAAAAAAUGUUUGGGGGCAUUGACGAGUUGCGCAGACAAGGUGGGAAACAAGGAGGUGUCUCGAUCCUUAAGAGAGAUGAAAGAUUUAUUUAUUAUUUGAUUACCAAAGAAAAAUAUUAUUAUAAACCAACCUACGAAACAUUGAGAAACUCGUUGAAAGCAAUGGCUAAACAUUGUCAAGAAAACAAUGUACGGAAAUUGGCCAUGCCUCGUAUAGGUUGUGGUUUAGAUCAACUGGACUGGAUUAUAGUACGAAAUAUUGUCAAAGAGAUAUUUAAAGAUAUUAACGUCAAUAUUGUAAUAUAUUCAUUAUGAUUGAAAUUACCUAUA